AAAACCUCGAGAUGUUGGUCUUUCUUUCUCUCUCCGGCAGCACUAUGCCUUGACCACCUGUUGAGCUCGAUCUCAAGGAGUGCAAUGCGCUUUCUGCCGAUCGAAGGGGACAAGGAAAGAGCAGAAUCAGUCGCACUGGCUGCUGGCCCUCAAUCCGAACAAUGUGCCUUCCUAGCUGUAUGGUUUCCAUGAUGAACAUCCAUCGCGCUCGCCUCUGGACCCCGCAUGCGAUCGUGUCAUGACAUCCACCGGACGCGUUACCGACGCUUGUAGACGCUGCAGGCGCCAGAAGCUGAAAUGUGACACACUGCGACCAUGUCUUCUCUGUCAAAUCUGCCGACUCUCGCUGCGAGUGGUGUGAGUCCAAAUGGCCACUAUAUCCAAGCGCAGUACCAAGGUCCGCAACCGUCGCCUCGAGGUGAUGGUCAUGAUGUUUCAGACCAGAGUCCAAAUGAAAGCCAGCAGUAUGGUGCUAACAGCUCGGUGAUUGGAUUCGCCCGCAAUGUCUUCAGGAGCAAUGAUCUGGCAUCCCCAAGUAUAACUUCCACGAUCCCAGGAGACCAAGGUGCCCUGCAUCAACCAGGUUCGAGAUGGACCCUACACACCAUGAUAAUGCCUCCGCCUCCCAUCAUGCGGCUUAUCCUGAAAGCGUACUUCGACCGGGUUCAUUGGUUCAUCUUUCUCUUCCACGAACCAAGCUUCAUCUGCCGCGCUGAAUCGUUACUAUCGAGUAGCUCAUGGAUGCGACAGGACCAAGCCGCGAUGAUGGCAAUCCUCAUGGCAGCCGCCAUGGCUCUUAAAUGUGUUCUGGACGACACAGCUUGGCCAGGUCAUUCCCUCCUGGCCUCCUACGCGCUGGAUGCGAAGUCACUCCUGUCCACCCUCAUUACUGAAGUGCGCCUGCAUCUUCUCGAUAUUCUGGAUGAUUCUCAGAUCGAGACUGUUCAAGUUUGUCUACUUCUGGGAACAUACUACAUAUAUCAUGGAUCUCCGAGCCUUGCAUGGAGUAUCCUAGGCAUGGCUAUCAGGACCGCAUAUGCCCUGGCCUUGCAUUGUGAGGAUUCAGAAGACGAACAAAAGAUUGCGACUCAAGUCCGUCAUCGAACGUGGAACCAUGUCACUAUUGCAGACACCUUCGCAGCCACGAUCUAUGGGCGUCCAGCCGGCCUGGAUGCAGCGUUCGCCCAAUUUCAGCCACUGUGCGAAUUUGACGAUACUCACGUUGCCGCGGGUCUUAACCAUCCUGACCAGCGCGGACAUUCGACUACCGGCCUUUCUGGAUUGUCAUUCCAUAUCUUGAAAUAUCGUCUCUACUCCAUCACAAGGCAAGCGGUCGAUAGGUUCCGACUCCUUCGUCUCAAAGAUCCUUUGUCACCCGAAGAUCAAGAAGCCUUGGUGACUGCUGUCUCACAAAUCGAAGCACAACUCGUGGCAUGGCAGAGAGAAGUCCCGCCUCAUCUAUCUGGAGACUUAUGGCAGAACGUGGACCACGCCGGACCAUAUCCUCCCGAACUACUAGGCAUUGCGCACGUCAACGAGGACCAAGCGAGGAUUUUCCUGCUUCAGGCACUGAUGGCAGCUCCUUCGGAUCACUCACAUUCCAGCCGAACCUUCGUCUCCAGGUCCCUCGAGGUCGCCAUUGAAGCCGCAUUGAGAAUCUCCCGCAUCUCCAUGCUCCAACUCAAUCACACUCUCAGCCUCUCGUUCGCGUUCAUGCACUUCUUCACCGCUGGAGUUAUCUUGUGCAUCCCGCCAGCCAGACGUCCAUUCAGCACGAUUGCGCAGGACGCCAAAGCAGGCAUCAUGCGCAUCAUCUUGGCCUGUAGAGGUUUGGGAAGCAGUAGUCAAAUUGCCCGACACAUCGACCAGCUUCUUACGGCGUUAUUACGGGUCACGGUCCUACGCGAGAUGGACAAUGCAUUGCUUAAUCAGGUUGAAGCUUCUGUACCAAGUUUGCCAGAGCAACCCAUUGAGAGGGACGACAGGUCGAACGACAUCAGACUUCCCCCGACUGAGCGAGCAUUCUCGUUCCACCAAUUACCCGCUUCUGUCAUGAAUACUGAUUUGCCUGCGCCUUCGGUGUCAACCCAGCUCACUGGCCAUGGUGAAGGGCAAUUCUCAUUCGACCUGGGCAGUAUGCAUGAUAACACGGGCAUCGCUUUUGACACGCAACUAGAUGAGGCAUUUGGUACUUUUGGACAGAUGAUGUUCAAUCUGCAACCCGACGAUCCUUAUACGCCGUGGAACUGGGGCAGUCGGUCUCGCUGA
This is a messenger RNA of Exophiala viscosa, 2268 nucleotides long. Its product is annotated as fungal-specific transcription factor domain-containing protein. Gene Ontology annotation, molecular function: zinc ion binding; DNA binding. The transcript is spliced from 3 exons. The record is from RefSeq and is a predicted model, not a curated record. NCBI's taxonomy places the organism in Eukaryota, Fungi, Ascomycota, Eurotiomycetes, Chaetothyriales, Herpotrichiellaceae. Gene Ontology annotation, biological process: DNA-templated transcription. Bases 316 to 2268 code for a protein of 650 amino acids.